Solea senegalensis (Senegalese sole) is the source of this 5461-nucleotide messenger RNA. RefSeq names its product ATPase secretory pathway Ca2+ transporting 1 (gene atp2c1). Bases 740 to 3526 code for a protein of 928 amino acids. Gene Ontology annotation, molecular function: ATP hydrolysis activity; P-type calcium transporter activity; ATP binding. NCBI's taxonomy places the organism in Eukaryota, Metazoa, Chordata, Actinopteri, Pleuronectiformes, Soleidae. Gene Ontology annotation, cellular component: endoplasmic reticulum; Golgi membrane; plasma membrane. Gene Ontology annotation, biological process: calcium ion transmembrane transport; manganese ion transport; intracellular calcium ion homeostasis. The transcript has 27 exons. The record is from RefSeq and is a predicted model, not a curated record.
AGGAAAACAGAAAAUAUUCACAUUUAAGAAGCUGAAAAAUCAAAGAAACUUUAAUAAUCGAACAAUCAUUGCAGCCGUACAUAAUAUAUCUACUAAUAUCUACUGUUUAUAAUAUAAAUAUCGAUGUGAUUUAUGUGGUGUUAUAUAUUGAUAUCGAGUGAUAUAAAAAAGUAUUGUGAUAAGAUUUUUUAGCCCUUUUUUAAUGAUGCACCAGAUCAUUUAGAUCCAAAUUAAACAUUCUGUGUUUAAUUAAUCUGUGUUCUGUUCUGUGAAAGCCCUUUGUACUAAAAUUUGGUAUGAAAACUGAAAUCUCUCAAAUAGAACAGGUGAAUUUGUGACUGUGAGUUAAGUAGACUUGACAAUGGAGCCUGUUCAGGUUUAAGAAUCUGUUUAGGCUUUUUUAUUUGACCAUAGGAUCUUUGUCAAAUAUUUUUGUGGCUCAUCUGUGAGAGUUUGUCUGUCAGUUUAUUGUUUUUGUAGUUAAUGUGUGGUUGUGCGUGAUCACUGCAGCCGUGCACAUGUGUGGAAAGUCAACACAGUCAAACACGCACUUUAUGAGCCCAAAGCAAAUGAUUUGAUAGACUAAAGGCGUGUUACGUUACGUGUUAGAAGGAGAAACGCGCAGUGGGAAGGGAAAGGAAGCUUCUACAGCAGCUGUCCUUCAUCAUAUAAGCAGCAGGAAACGCACUGGUCACAUCAACCAGGCUUAAACGUUGUGAGGAGCGUCUUAGAUGAGAGGAUGAGCCUGAACUGUCAUCAGCGUCAUGACACUGGAGGGAACAGCACCGAGCUUUCCGACAGACAACCCUCCAGUGAAGAUGAGACCAUGGUCCCGGUACUAACCUCCAGAAAAGCCAGUGAACUCCCUGUCAACGAAGUAGCGUGUAUCCUGCAGGCUGACCUGCAGCAGGGUUUGACCCAGGAGGAGGUGAGGAGGAGGAGGGCGUACCACGGCUGGAACGAGUUUGACAUCAGUGAAGACGAGCCACUAUGGAAGAAAUACAUCUCACAGUUCAAAGAUCCUCUGAUCCUGCUGCUGCUGGCGUCGGCCGUCAUCAGUGUCCUCAUGCACCAGUUUGAUGACGCCAUCAGCAUCACUGUGGCCAUCAUCAUCGUCGUGACCGUUGCCUUUGUCCAGGAGUACCGCUCAGAGAAGUCUCUAGAAGAGCUCGGGAAGUUGGUUCCUCCAGAAUGUCACUGUAUCAGGGAGGGACACCUGGUGCACAUGUUGGCGAGGGAGCUGGUCCCUGGAGACACCGUCUGUCUGUCAGUGGGAGAGAGAGUCCCAGCAGACCUCCGCCUCUACGAGUCCACCGACUUGUCUGUGGAUGAGUCCAGUCUGACUGGAGAGACCACGCCCUCCUCCAAGUCUACCUCACACCAGCCGCUGGCGUCCAACGGAGACAUCGCCUCCCGCAGCAACAUCGCCUUCAUGGGGACAUUGGUGCGCUGCGGCAAAGCCAAGGGCAUCGUCAUAGGAACCGGAGAGAGCUCCGAGUUUGGUGAGGUGUUCAAGAUGAUGCAGGCAGAAGAGGCUCCAAAGACUCCUCUGCAGAAGAGCAUGGACCUGCUGGGGAAACAGCUCUCGCUCUAUUCGUUUGGCAUCAUAGGCGUCAUCAUGCUGAUGGGUUGGCUCCAGGGGAAGAGGACCCUCGAUAUGUUCACCAUCGGUGUCAGUUUGGCGGUUGCCGCCAUCCCAGAGGGUUUGCCCAUCGUGGUAACGGUGACGCUCGCGCUCGGUGUGAUGCGAAUGGUGAAGAAAAGAGCCAUCGUUAAGAAGCUGCCCAUUGUGGAAACUCUGGGCUGCUGUAAUGUGAUCUGCUCGGACAAGACGGGAACGCUGACCAAGAAUGAGAUGACGGUCACUCAGCUGUUCACAUCAGAUGGACUCCACGCUGAGGUGACGGGCGUCGGCUACAACAGAGAAGGAGACGUUUUAGUGGACGGCGAUGUCAUCCACGGUUUCUCCUGCCCUUCUAUAACCAGGAUUGUGGAGGUCGGCUGUGUGUGCAACGACUCCAUGAUUAAGAAUCACAACCUGCUGGGACGACCAACAGAGGGCGCUCUCAUUGCUCUUGCCAUGAAGAUGGGUCUGGAGAACCUGCAGCAGGACUACGUCCGUCUGGAGGAGCAUCCGUUCACGUCGGAGCAGAAGUGGAUGGCUGUGCGCUGUGCUCAUCGCAGUCAGCAGAACACGAGUGUUUACUUCAUGAAGGGCGCGUACGAGCGCGUGAUUUCCUUCUGCAGCUCCUACAACAGCAGAGGAACCACACUUCCCCUCACACACCAGCAGAGGGAGCUGUACCAGCAGCAGAUCAGCUACAUGGGCACUGCCGGACUCAGAGUGCUGGCGUUCGCCUCCGGAUCAGAAGUGGGGAACCUGACCUUCCUGGGUCUGGUGGGCAUCAUCGACCCGCCCAGGUCAGGGGUCAAAGAGGCCGUGGCUGCGCUCAUCAGUUCUGGCGUCGCCAUCAAGAUGAUCACAGGAGACUCGCAGGAGACGGCCGUAUCUAUAGCGAGUCGUCUGGGUCUUUACUCCAAAGGUUGUCAGUGUUUGUCUGGAGAAGAAGUCGAUCAGCUGGACCUGCAGCAGCUGUGCAACAUGGUCUCCAGAAUUUCCGUGUUUUAUCGAGCGAGUCCCAGACACAAGCUGAAGAUCGUCAAGUCGCUGCAGAACAUUGGCGCCGUGGUGGCCAUGACGGGCGACGGCGUGAACGACGCCGUGGCCCUGAAGGCGGCCGACAUCGGCGUGGCCAUGGGACGAACGGGCACCGACGUCUGCAAAGAGGCGGCCGACAUGAUCCUGGUGGACGACGACUUCCAGACUAUCAUGUCAGCCAUCGAGGAAGGAAAAGGAAUUUAUAACAAUAUCAAGAACUUUGUGCGUUUCCAGCUGAGCACGAGCAUCGCAGCGCUGACGCUCAUCUCCUUGGCAACGCUGAUGAACUUCCCUAACCCUCUGAACGCGAUGCAGAUCCUGUGGAUCAACAUCAUCAUGGACGGACCUCCAGCUCAGAGUCUGGGGGUGGAGCCUGUGGACCAGGAAGUGAUAAAGAAACCUCCUCGUAACGUCAGAGACAGCAUCAUCACUCGCAGCCUGAUCUUCAAAGUGCUGGUGUCAGCGUUUAUCAUCGUCUGUGGGACUCUGUUCGUCUUCUGGAGAGAGUUGCGGGACAAUGUCAUCACUCCCCGUGACACGACCAUGACGUUUACCUGCUUCGUCUUCUUCGACAUGUUCAAUGCUCUGAGUUCACGUUCACAGACUCGUAUGGUUCAUGAGAUGGGUCUGUGCAGUAACAGGACGUUCUGUUUCGCCGUGCUGGCGUCCAUCAUGGGACAGCUGCUCGUCAUCUACUUCCCUCCUCUGCAGAGUGUCUUCCAGACAGAGAGCCUCAGCGUCUUCGACCUGCUGUUCCUGGUGAGCCUCACCUCAUCUGUGUGUGUGGUGUCUGAAGUCAUCAAGAAGGUGGAGAGGUUGAGGUCCGCCCCCAGAACUCCGCACACGGACGUCUUCCAUGAAGUAUGACCCCGCCCACGCCACCGUCUGGACCUGAAGGCGAAGAGGAGGAGGAGGAGGAAGCAGCUGCAGGUGAAGGGUUUUAGAAUCAGAGACUUUUUUUGUUUUUUCAGGUGGGCGGAGACUCUCCGGUCUGGGACUGGAGGGCACGCUCAUCCUGAAGGGGGGCAGAGCAUGGCGAAAGACGGCCUACUGGACUGUGAAAUGGCCAGCGGGUGUUCUGACCCUGACUCUGUGUUUACUACAGUACGACGUCCAGCUCUCGCCUCCUCUGACUCGCUCUGCUGGUGUUUUCCUGCUGUCACAUGACUUGUCACAUGACUCGUCACAUACGACGGACCUGAAGGAGAAAAAACCUCUGAGUCACAUGUUCGACACGUUUGUGUUCUUUAUUUAAACGGCUCAUGUAGAAAAGUGCGACCGCGUCACAUUCACCGGACGACUGGUCGAGCUUGUGUGUAUGUGUACGUGGGUUUUCCGACGCAGUGGGGGUGUGGAGGUACAACACUAAUGGGUCAGGGUUCCAUUCUUGAGCCUCGUGACCAGCGAGGAAACAAAUAACAAACACAUUGAAGUUUUCGUUUUAUUUUCCUAUAAACGUUAAAAUUCUCGUGUGACGAUUCAUGUUUGGGGAAAAAAGACAUUCCGCGCAUUUAAAGCUUUAAUUUUCAUGUUUCUAUACAACUUUAUUUUUCUUCAGUGUCUCAAAUAAACAAAUUAUUUUUCUAUGAAGCACUUUUUAUCCAACUACUGAGAAAAAAAAAAAAACUAUAUCCGGAAAAAACCCAGAUUCAAAACAAAUCUUUAUUUAUUCGUGAUGAAAAGCAGCAAAUCGUACAGAAUACUGUUUCUUAUAUUUAAUAAUUCUGUAGAUUUGUAUGGAUGUAAUGAAUCUAAUAAUGUUCUGAUGAUAAAGAUAAACAAACAAAAACAUGAUGCGUAACUGUCCGAUCAAAGACUUCCUGUCAGACCAUGUGACGUGAGACAAACGUGUCACGGAAAAAUCGCACUGAUUGUAUGACAUAGAUAAGGUGUAUUAAAUACCUUUAUUUAUAAAUAAAUGAAUCAAAUGACUUUGUUCUGAAUUCAUUCAUUUUUAAAGGAAACACGAGUGAAAUGAUCCAUUUUAAAUGUUUAAAAUGAUGUUAAAAUGCUUCAUAAAUACAAAUUAUUUUGAAACAAAUCAAGGAAUUUGAAAACUUUGGCAUUUUUUUAAAGAGGGAAAACUAUUUUCUCAGAUAUCAGGCUUGAAAUAUGCUGAGUCAUCGCACCAACACUAGCUAAAACCACUCAAAACUGCGAUUCUCUACCUAUUUCUCGUUUAUUUUUCUGUUUUUGUGACUUGUCGCAAACGUGUCGUAAAAAAACAAUGUUUUUCCGAGGGUUUACUGAUACGAAUUAGUCAAAGGUUGCUUACAAACAGAAGUCGCUCACUUUUUACAAUUACAACUAUUUAAGAAUAAAAGAAUAAAACAUUAUUAUCGCAAUAAUAUUAUGAGUUGCUUUUUUGGUGGGGUUAGCUAGCCGAUAUUAGCUGACCGAAGUUGGCUGGCUUUAGCUAAUGUUAGCAGAUGUUGGCUGGCAUUAGUUGGUGUUAGCCAGUGUUAGCUCGUAUAAGCUGAUGUUAGCAGAUGUUGGCUGGUAUUAGCUGAUGUUAGCCAGUGUUUUUUUUUAAGUAAACCUUUAAAUUUGUAUCUCUGUGACCUUUCUGGGCAUGGGGCGGGGCUUGUGUCCCAAUGGGAGGGGAGGGGGCGUGUCCUGACCUCGAUACACAACGGGGACCUGUACACACGAUGAAACGACGUGUACAAGACGGUUGAAGGUGAAUAAACAAACGUACCACCACGCCUCCACGUGUAUGUUUCCGAUCCAUGCGUUAACGUCUUUUUUCUAUGCAUUCAAUUUGAAUAAUCGUCACUGCGGCUGUUUUUUUUUGAAGAAAAA